Messenger RNA from Stegastes partitus (bicolor damselfish), 1116 nucleotides. RefSeq names its product Epstein-Barr virus induced 3 (gene ebi3). Gene Ontology annotation, molecular function: protein binding; cytokine receptor activity. The transcript has 6 exons. Gene Ontology annotation, cellular component: membrane. NCBI's taxonomy places the organism in Eukaryota, Metazoa, Chordata, Actinopteri, Pomacentridae. The record is from RefSeq and is a predicted model, not a curated record. Bases 189 to 929 code for a protein of 246 amino acids.
ACAAGAGUCGGGCUUAGAACGCAGUUUGUUAUCUCUGAACUUUGACGCUGAAAAAAGGAGGAGACGGUAAUAGAGAGAAACAGCACAAAGGAGCAGCAGACUUUAUCCUGCAGUAGUGACGGCUGACGUCAGCAUUUAUACAACUAUUCAGACACAUUAGUACUGGACGGUUCUCCUCCUUCUCUGGGAUGUCUGCCAGCGUUUGUGUCACCGUCACGCUCCUCAUGAGUGUUGUGGGGAGUCAGGCGCUGGACCUGCUGAGGGUUACUACAACAUCAGGGGAUCCUCCCUCCACUCCCACAGUGCAUUGCUGGUGUUCAAACUAUCCAAACGCGACUUUCUGCACCUGGCCGAAACCUUCCCGCUCCCCUCCAACGCAUUACAUUGCCACCUACAGUGAGAGGCACGGACAGAACAGCACCGAGCGGUGCCACCUCAUCCCACCCGGCUCUUCAUCCUCGAUUUCAGCCCCGUCAUCUGCCUCUGACGACCUCUGGCGCUGCUACCUGCCCAACCUGAAGCUUCUGACAGACUACAUCAUCAACAUCACAGCAGUUCAUUCUGAAGGCAGCAGCUCCCAUCUAAUGAUUUUUAUGAUGGAGGAUAUAGUGAAGCCAGACCCUCCUGUACAAGUGCGGGUUUCCCCUCAUAAUGUCAGAAACCUGAUGGUGAAGUGGUCUGCUCCCCCUACGUGGACCAGCCUGGACAUCUUCCCCUUAAAAUACCACAUACGGUACCAGUGGAACAACAGGGGCACGCCGAUGUCUUCCAAUCUGGGUCCACUUGAGGACACCAAGAUUGAACUGAAGGGGCUGACCCCCGGGAGGACCUACCUGUUCCAGGUGUGCGCCAGAGAGCUGCUGGGUCUGGGCGAGUGCAGCAACUGGAGUUCACCUGUAGAAAUCACGAUACCGAGAACAAAACCGUAGGGACUCCCUCUCACUUCCUCUUUUGUUUCCCCAUCGCCUGUUAAGCUAGCAGUGAAGGAAGCGGUUUUGUUCUUAGUCGCACAAACAAUGCAAAGCAAAAGUUAAUGAUAUUUAUUUAUGAAGGAGUGAAUUGAUCUGUACAGUACGCAGCAUCAGUUUGAAUUAAAAUAACUAAUUUAUUUUGUAA